AUGGCGCCCAGCCCGGACUCUCUGAAAAAAGUCUCGAGCACCGACAAUGCUCAUGGCGAGCACGUCGAGGACUCCAUCGACAACGUCGAGAUCAGCCUCAACCCCGCCGAAGAUGUAUCAUACGGCCGGACCGGCUUCCGUGGUCUCGCCGACUCACCUUACGUCGGCGGCGCCGCCCUGUUGGCUUCCCUCGGCGGCUUCUCUUUCGGAUACGACCAAGGAGUCAUUUCCAUCAUCAACGUCAUGGACCAGUUCCAUACUGUCUUCCCUCAGGCUGCCACACCCUUUGGUAAAGGUUUCAUGACGGGCAUGCUCGAGUUCGGCGCCUUCCUCGGAUGCUUGUUUAUGCCCACGCUUGCGGACAAAAUCUCCCGCAAGAGGGCGCUCGCGGUUGUCGUGGUUAUCUUCAACGUCGGUGCCAUUAUGCAGACUGCGUCCCGCUCAUAUGGCGUCUUGGUCGCCGGCCGAACCAUUGGAGGCAUUGGAGUUGGAACCCUGGCUAUGGGCUCACCAAUUUACAUCUCUGAAAUUGCUCCGCCAAAUCUGCGAGGCACUCUGCUCGUCCUCGAAUCCAUCUCUAUCGUUCUUGGCGUGGUCAUUUCAUUCUUCAUCACCUAUGGAACCCGCCACAUGGCCGGCGAGGCCUCUUUCCGUCUCCCAUUGGGAUUGCAGAUGGUUUGCUCAACUCUACUCGGCAUUGGCAUCUUCUUCUAUCCAUACUCCCCGCGUUGGCUCGCACUCGUCAACAGGCCUCAGGAUGCCCUACAGUCCCUCGUGCGCCUCCGCCGACUGCCUGCCGACGACCCUCGCGUUCAGGCUGAACACAGGGGCAUCAUCACCGAGGUCGAAGUGCAGAAGAUCAUGCAGGAGAAGCACCACCCUGGUAAGAAGGGCCUGAUGCUCGAAGUUGCAGGCUGGUUGGACCUCUUUUCCCCAAAGCUUUGGCGCCGCACUGCUGUCGCCGUUGGCAUUGCAUUCUUCCAACAGUUCAGCGGUAUCAACGCCUUCAUCUACUACGCCCCUACGCUGUUCCAGUCUCUUGGCCAAACUGCGGAGAUGGCCCUUGUCAUGUCGGGUAUAUUCAACGUUCUUCAGCUCGUUGCAGUAUGCGCUUGCUUCCUCAUUAUCGACAAGGUCGGACGUCGCCCGCUCGCCAUCCUUGGUGGCAUUGGCGGCGGCACCGCCUGGGGCAUCAUGGCGAUUCUUACUGGCAUCUACUCCAAGGACUGGGCCGCUAACCCGUCUGCGGGCUGGGGUGCGGUGGCCAUGGCCUUCAUCUUUGUGAUACUCUACGGAAUUUCCUACUCACCUCUUGGCUGGGCUCUUCCUGCGGAAGUCUACCCCAACUCCCACCGAUCCAAGGGUGUAGCUGCCGGUACGGCGACUGUAUGGCUCUGCAAUUUCAUUGUCGGCGUCGCUACCCCGCCUAUGCUUGACAAGCUCGGCUUUGGCACUUACAUCUUCUUCGGCGCCUGGUGCUUCGUCGCUUCCGUAUGGGCUUUCUUCUUAGUCCCAGAGACGAAGGGCAAGACCCUGGAACAGAUGGACGAAGUCUUCAAAGAUACCACUGCGCAAGAGGAGAAGGAGAUCAUCAAGCAGCAGAUCCUUGCCCAGCGUGGGCAACAACCGCAGGGCGGUGCUGCUAUGGAGAGCACCAAGUUCUCCGUCUGA
Molecule: messenger RNA, 1671 nt
Organism: Colletotrichum spaethianum
Lineage: Eukaryota; Fungi; Ascomycota; Sordariomycetes; Glomerellales; Glomerellaceae
Product: high-affinity glucose transporter
Exons: 3
Coding region: 1-1671 (556 amino acids)
Biological process (GO): carbohydrate transport; transmembrane transport
Cellular component (GO): membrane
Molecular function (GO): carbohydrate:proton symporter activity
Source: RefSeq, a predicted model, not a curated record